Molecule: messenger RNA, 3254 nt
Organism: Leptopilina heterotoma
Lineage: Eukaryota; Metazoa; Arthropoda; Insecta; Hymenoptera; Figitidae
Gene: GluRIB
Product: glutamate receptor 1
Exons: 20
Coding region: 61-3081 (1006 amino acids)
Biological process (GO): modulation of chemical synaptic transmission; synaptic transmission, glutamatergic
Cellular component (GO): plasma membrane; postsynaptic membrane
Molecular function (GO): transmitter-gated monoatomic ion channel activity involved in regulation of postsynaptic membrane potential; glutamate-gated receptor activity
Source: RefSeq, a predicted model, not a curated record
UGUAGGGGGUGAGGCUUGCUAGGUAUAGUGGAACGCAAAAUGAUGAUGGGGAGUCAGUAGAUGCUUGGUAAGGGUGGUUUGGGAGGAGACGGGCUCCUGGGGUCGCUUGGAUGCUGGGGCGGUUCAAGGGAGAUCGAGUUCAUGCUAAGUAGUGAAAACCAGUUUGUGUCAGACUGGCAUCGAGCACGGAUGAUGCUCGUCUCUUCGGGUUUGGCUGGACCAUCGCCGUCAUCGCGGAUACGUCGUCGGUCAUCAACCCUUUCGUUCAUUAAUCGUGGCCCCAUGUUUGUGGUGAAACCAAAAUUUAUUCUCGCUACAUUUAAUUCAGUGUUUCUUGUGUUUCUACUCGUUCUAGUGAAUCCUGUAUUUUCGGAUAAAAUCCCCAUAGGUGCAAUUUUUGAACAAGGCACCGAUGAAGUUCAGUCUGCCUUUACCUUUGCAAUGCUUAAUCACAAUAAGAAUACUUCGAAACGUAACUUUGAAUUGCAAGCUUACGUCGAUGUGAUAAAUACAGCCGAUGCAUUCAAGCUUUCCCGCCUCAUUUGUACACAAUUCAACAGAGGCGUUUUUUCGAUGUUGGGUGCCGUUAGUCCAGACUCUUUCGACACUUUACACUCCUACAGCAACACAUUUCAGAUGCCAUUUGUAACACCAUGGUUUCCUGAAAAGGUAUUGACGCCAUCAUCAGGCGUCAAUGACUUCGCAAUAAGUAUGCGGCCGGAUUAUCAUAGAGCCAUCAUUGAGACGGUUCAAUACUACAAAUGGAAGAAAAUCGUUUACCUAUAUGACUCUCACGAUGGUCUUUUGCGAUUACAGCAAAUUUAUCAAGGACUGAAACCAGGCAAUGUUACGUUUCAAGUGGAAAGUGUCAAAAGAAUUCAAAAUGUCUCUGAGGCAAUAGACUUUUUACACACAUUGGAAGAAAUCAACAGGUGGACUGUCAAAUACGUCGUUCUCGACUGCCCCACUGAUAUGGCUAAAAAUAUUGUUGUUAGCCAUGUGAGGGACAUUGCUCUCGGAAAAAGAACGUACCAUUAUCUCCUAAGUGGAUUAAUAAUGGACGACCGUUGGGAAAGCGAAGUGAUCGAGUAUGGUGCUAUCAACAUUACUGGUUUUCGAAUCGUGGACGACACUCGACCCUAUGUUAAAGAAUUUCUUGAUAGCUGGCGUCGCCAGGACCCAACGGUUCAUCUUGGCGCUGGUAGACAAUCUAUUUCCGCGGGAGCGGCUUUGAUGUAUGAUGCAGUAUUUGUACUUGUCGAAGCUUUUAAUAAAUUUACACGAAAGAAGCCUGAUCGAAGCAAUCAAAGGCGGACUGGAGUACCAGUGCCAAAUACACCAAUAAACGCGACAAGAUCACUUGAUUGCAAUCCUAAUCAAGGAUGGGUUACACCUUGGGAACAUGGAGAUAAAAUAUCGAAACUUUUGAGAAAGGUUGAAAUAGAGGGACUCACUGGUUUGAUUCGAUUUAAGGAAGAUGGAAGACGAUUUAAUUACACACUUCAUGUCGUGGAAAUGACUAUUAACAGUGCAAUGGUAAAAGUGGCAAACUGGUCAGAAGAGGAAGGGUUCAAGCCAGUAUCAGCGGAGUACUCAAGACCGAAAUCAAACAAGGACAGAAAUAGGACUCACAUUGUGACGACAAUAAUUGAGGAGCCUUAUAUUAUGCUCAGGAAACCAGAACCAGGUGACAAUUUAUAUGGUAAUGAUCUUUAUGAAGGUUACUGCAAAGAUCUCGCUGAUUUUAUAUCGAAAAGACUGAAUAUAACAUAUGAACUUAGAAUCGUUAAGGAUGGAAAAUACGGUUCCGAAAAUCCAGAUGUAGCAGGCGGUUGGGAUGGAAUGGUAGGAGAACUAAUUAGAGAAGAAGCAGAUAUGGCGAUUGCAUCUAUGACAAUUACAUCAGAACGUGAAAGAGUAAUUGAAUUUAGUAAACCCUUUAUGUCUUUGGGAAUUAGUAUUAUGAUUAAAAAACCAGUCAAAACGAUUCCUGGAGUUUUCAGUUUCUUAAAUCCACUUAGCAAAGAAAUUUGGGUCUGUGUAAUAUUUUCUUACAUUGGAGUGUCAAUUGUCUUAUUCAUCGUUUCGAGGUUUUCACCUUACGAAUGGAGAGUUUUAUCAUUCAAUGGAGGAGAUCCUAGAUUGGGAAUAAGAGGAGAUCCUUCUAUACAGCAUCACCAACAAGGAUUACCUCACAUGCAACAAUCAAGCAUGACGAAUGAUUUUAGUAUUCUAAACAGCCUCUGGUUUUCACUAGGAGCAUUUAUGCAACAGGGAUGUGACAUCUCUCCCAGGUCUAUUUCGGGGAGAAUUGUAGGCAGUGUGUGGUGGUUUUUCACUUUAAUUUUAAUAUCGUCUUACACUGCCAACUUAGCAGCAUUUUUGACAGUCGAAAGAAUGGUUACUCCCAUUAAUUCGCCUGAAGAUUUAGCAGCGCAAACAGAAGUUCAAUAUGGAACCCUAUUUCAGGGUUCUACCUGGGAUUUUUUCAGGAAAUCACAAAUCAGUCUCUAUAGCAAAAUGUGGGAAUUUAUGAAUGCAAGAAAGGAAGUUUUCGUCAGUAAUUAUGACGAAGGUAUAAGAAGGGUGAGAAAUAGUAAAGGAAAAUACGCCCUUUUAAUAGAAAGUCCAAAAAAUGAUUAUAUCAAUCAGAGGGAACCUUGUGAUACGAUGAAAGUCGGAAGACAUCUCGAUGCAAAAGGAUUUGGAAUUGCCACUCCUAUAGGUUCACCUUUCAGGGAUGAGAUUAACAUUGAAGUUCUAGCGCUAAAGGAAUCUGGAGAGUUAGAAAAACUUUAUAAUAAAUGGUGGUAUGAUCGAACAGAAUGCAGGCAUGGAGAUAAGCAGGAUGCUACUAGAAAUGAAUUAACUUUAAGUAACGUCGCAGGAAUUUUCUACAUUUUAAUAGGAGGACUUUUACUCGCUUUGGCAGUAGCUUUAGUAGAAUUUUGUUAUAAGUCACAUUCAGAAGCUACGAGAGCAAAGAUUCCGCUGUCGGAUGCUAUGAAGGCAAAAGCCCGAUUAACAAUCGGGGGUGGUCGUGACUUCGACAACGGACGGUGGUACGGACUGCAGAGUUAGACGGAGGAUGCAUGUGCCUUGCCUGGGACCAUAUUAUUACGCGCCGGCCAACGCGAUUGGCAAUACGGAGGCCGAUCAAGUACACAGCAAUACACACACGCAGGUUUAAGUAGUCAAGAGGAUUCACCUGCAAAUUCUCUGCCAACACCGCCGCCACCUCCAUUGCUCGCAUC